This is a messenger RNA of Melopsittacus undulatus (budgerigar), 852 nucleotides long. It is a transcript of the gene EN2, whose product is annotated as engrailed homeobox 2. Bases 1 to 852 code for a protein of 283 amino acids. Gene Ontology annotation, cellular component: nucleus. NCBI's taxonomy places the organism in Eukaryota, Metazoa, Chordata, Aves, Psittaciformes, Psittaculidae. The transcript has 2 exons. Gene Ontology annotation, biological process: regulation of transcription by RNA polymerase II; neuron differentiation; multicellular organism development. The record is from RefSeq and is a predicted model, not a curated record. Gene Ontology annotation, molecular function: RNA polymerase II cis-regulatory region sequence-specific DNA binding; DNA-binding transcription factor activity, RNA polymerase II-specific.
AUGGAGGAGGGAGGCCGGAGCCCCCGGGAGGAGGCGGCCGAGCCGCAGGAGUCCGGCGGCGACGCGGAGCCCGGUGGCAGCGGGCGGCGAGGGCUGCUGCUUCCCCCCGGCGACCCUCCGCACCCGCACCCGCACCGCAUCACCAACUUCUUCAUCGACAACAUCCUGCGGCCCGAGUUCGGGCGGAGGAAGGAAGCGGGAGGCCCCGGCGGAGAGCCCCGCCGGCCCGGCGCGGAAAGCCGCCGCAGCCCCGCAGCGGCGCCGGCCCCCGGGGCUCCGCUCCCCGGCGGCGGGGCGGGCUCGCCGGGCCGGGGGGAGGGCGGCCCCGCCGGGCUGGCCCUGCACGGCGCCGCCAAGAAGGGGGGGGACCCCGCGGCGCUGGAGGCGGCCCUGAAAGCGCGGGGGCUGAGCGGCGGCGACCUGUCGGUGAGCUCGGACUCGGACAGCUCCCAGGCCAGCUCCAACGCCGGGAACCAGCCCAUGCUCUGGCCCGCCUGGGUGUACUGCACGCGGUACUCGGACCGGCCCUCCUCAGGUCCCCGGUCCCGCAAACCAAAGAAGAAGAACCCCAACAAGGAGGACAAGCGGCCGCGCACCGCCUUCACCGCCGAGCAGCUGCAGAGACUCAAGGCCGAGUUCCAGACGAACCGGUACCUGACAGAGCAACGGCGGCAAAGCCUGGCCCAAGAGCUCGGGCUUAACGAGUCCCAGAUUAAAAUCUGGUUCCAGAAUAAACGAGCCAAGAUCAAGAAGGCGACGGGCAGCAAGAACUCCCUGGCAGUGCACCUCAUGGCCCAGGGGCUCUACAACCACUCCACCACGGCGAAAGACGGCAAGUCGGACAGUGAAUAG